AAAAUGUUCCUAAAACAUGCUGUACAGCUUAUUAUUGAAACAGCGCGACAUAAUUUGUAUUGAGUUUCCUCUAAAAUUAAUGAAGAAUAGAAAAGAAAAAAAAAAAAAACACAGUCGGUGAAAAGCGACCUCCAUCAGCUAGAUAGCAAAACGUCAUUAAAAAAGCAGCGUUUCUUUAAAAAGGACCCGCAUUAACGCCAGAAACCGAGCGAAAUACACUGCAAAAAUACACAGCUGUAGACGUUAAAAUUACCAAGGGGGUGUGUAUAGUACCUCCGGGCGGUCGGUAUUUUUGUUGUAACCGUGUUCUAAGUUUUUAAACGAUCUUUGUUGUGACAGGCAGUUGUAAAGACAGCUCUUUGAUGCAAUCAUUCAGGUCCCGAGCUGCUGUCCUGUAAGCAGCAGAGCGCCCUCUGGAGGAAUGCCGAAGAAGUUCCAGGGCGAGAACACCAAGUCCUCUGUGGCGCGGGCGCGCAAGGCAGAGGUGAAGGCAGCGGCAGACACCCGCAAGAAACAGGAGCAAGAGGAUGCCUUCUGGAAGGACGACGACAAGCAUGUCCUGAAGAAGGAGCAGAGAAAGGAUGACAAAGAGAAGAAGCGUCUGGAGGCCCUGGAGCGCAAGAAAGAAAACCAGAGGCUGCUGGAGGAGGAGUCCGUCCGGCUGAAGGGACGCCAGGGCAGUGCGGUCACCAGCACUACAGGGAGAAAGGUCACCCAGGCACAGAUUGAAGAGACGCUACAUAAGGAGCAAGAGAAGACCAGCCUGCCAGAGAAAGGUGGGAAGGCAAACAGUUACCUGGAUGGGCCCUUGGAGGAGAAUGUGAACCGCAUCAUCCCAGAGGAGGGUUCUGUGGAGGCCAGGACUAUAGAGGAUGCCAUCGCAGUACUCAGCACGGCGGAAGAGCUUGACCGACACCCCGAGCGGAGGAUGAAAGCCGCCUUCGCUGCCUUUGAGGAGGUCAACAUGCCUCGAAUCAAGCAGGAGAACCCCAACAUGCGCCUGUCUCAGCUCAAGCAGCUGCUGAAGAAAGAGUGGAUGAAGUCUCCAGAGAACCCCAUGAACCAGCGACACGCUGAAUUCAACGCUCCCAAGUAGAGAGGGUUACACUUCUCUCCCUCUCUCGCAGCACCUCCCUCUUUGCCCCAACUGAUCUCCCAUUGACUUCCCAAUCCUAACCCGGGCCUCGGCUCAAACAUCUGCUGAUAAGAGUUGGACAAAUCUCCGAGCACCCCAAAGAACCAUGGAGGGUGCACUUCCUUCUCUUCCUUCCUGCCCUACUGAGCUCUGACACCCUGCGGCGUCGCCUCUCACGCCCUCCUCAGAACCAAUCCAGCUUGUACCCCUUUACAAUCGUCUAUUUCCAAUACCUCCAGGGAGGCCUUCUGCAUCAAGAAUCUUCAUCAUUUCUGAGGCACCGCUUCUCUGCAAUGGACCCUUUUAAAAACCAACGCAGCCUAAUGUCUGCUUGUCGGUAAUCUGUAGAAAUCUACUUGGUGCGGAAUGUAGAUGCAGGAGGCUCUGCUGGUUUAAAAGGUUUCGUGGUGGAUCUCAGAAGGACUUCCGACAACUUUUUGCUAAUGUUUUUUGUUAGGGGGGGUAAUUUAUUAAAACGGUGGCUGCGUCCAUCUUAACGGAGAGCCGAGCUUAUGCCCUAUAACUAAUUGUUAACAACAAGGACUACAAUUUGUUGAAUUAGUAGUGAGUUAUGAAAUAUGUUUCAAAGCCCAUUUGAUGUACUGUACUGCCAUGGAGGUAGGCAAUCCCAAAACAACCACGAAAUUAACCACGCCUUCAACACUGAGGUCUGAAUCAAGUUUAUUUAAUCGAGGCCAGAGUUGGGUUGGGAAGGUCCUACUUUUUCAGAGAUUUGCAAUUUUCUUUUAAACUAAGAUGAGCAUUUUUUUUUUUUUUUUUUUUUUUUUUUGUAAUUAUUAUUUUUGUGUUCACUUUUGCUUAUAAUACUUUUGGCUCGAGUAACCCAGAGGAUUGUGGGCAAUGGAAAUGGAACUUGAAAUAAAGGUUUUGAGGUUUUUUUUUACCUCUUCAAAGGUC
Messenger RNA from Acipenser ruthenus (sterlet), 2053 nucleotides. Its product is annotated as coiled-coil domain-containing protein 124-like. NCBI's taxonomy places the organism in Eukaryota, Metazoa, Chordata, Actinopteri, Acipenseriformes, Acipenseridae. Gene Ontology annotation, biological process: transcription by RNA polymerase II. Gene Ontology annotation, molecular function: transcription coactivator activity. Bases 422 to 1096 code for a protein of 224 amino acids. The transcript is spliced from 5 exons. Gene Ontology annotation, cellular component: nucleus. The record is from RefSeq and is a predicted model, not a curated record.